ACGCCGCCCCCCGGCUCUGUUCAUUCAUGAUUGGUACUCGGUCUCCCGGGACCCAGCCGAGCGCCGGGAGGGGAGCCGAGCGUGCGGCAGGAGGGGCGGGCGGAGCGCGGCUCCCGCACCGCACGCGGCGCUGGCUCGGGAGCUUCGGCGGGGAGAGCGCGCUGGCCCCGUGUCCAGCGCCAGGCAGGCUCCGGGGCAUCCUCCUCGGCCCUUGGCGAGGGAAGCGGCCGGGCCGGGUUCCGAAGGCUCGCCGGGAGCGGCUGGCCCCCUGAGUCAGUGCAUGUGCCGGGCUGAAGAAGGAAAGAAAAGGCUCCCAGCGCCCCAGCUCCACGCUCGCUGAAUACCAAGCUGCAGGCGAGCUGCCGGUGCUUUUUUUCUCCUCCAAUUCGGAGUAGACGAUCCACGCUGAUUUCUUUCCAGCGGAGGGGAGGGGCAAGGCGCGGGGUCCCAAGUCGCAUACAAGUCUUCGCUGCCAUGGGGGCUGUCAUGGGCACCUUCUCCUCUCUGCAAACCAAACAAAGACGACCCUCGAAAGAUAAGAUUGAAGAUGAGUUGGAGAUGACCAUGGUUUGCCAUCGGCCUGAGGGGCUGGAGCAGCUUGAGGCCCAGACCAACUUCACCAAGAGGGAACUUCAAGUCCUUUAUCGAGGCUUCAAAAACGAGUGCCCCAGCGGCGUGGUCAACGAGGAAACCUUCAAGCAGAUCUACGCUCAGUUUUUCCCUCAUGGAGAUGCCAGCACAUAUGCCCAUUACCUCUUCCACGCCUUCGACACCACCCAGACAGGCUCCGUGAAGUUCGAGGACUUUGUAACCGCUCUGUCGAUUUUAUUGAGAGGAACUGUUCAUGAGAAACUAAGGUGGACAUUUAAUUUGUAUGACAUCAAUAAAGAUGGAUACAUAAACAAAGAGGAGAUGAUGGACAUUGUCAAAGCCAUCUAUGACAUGAUGGGGAAAUACACAUAUCCUGUGCUCAAAGAAGAUACUCCAAGGCAGCACGUGGACGUCUUCUUCCAAAAAAUGGACAAAAAUAAAGAUGGCAUUGUGACUUUAGACGAAUUUCUCGAAUCCUGUCAGGAGGAUGACAACAUCAUGAGGUCCCUCCAGCUGUUCCAAAAUGUCAUGUAACUGUGGACAUAGCCAUCCGGCUCUCAGAGACAUUGUACUAAACAACCACCUUAACACCUUGAUCUGCCCUUGUUCUGAUUUUACACACCGACUCUUGGGACAGAAACACCUUUUACACUUUGGAAGAAUUCUCUGCUGAAGACUUUCUAUGGAACCCAGCAUCACGUGGCUCAGUCUCUGAUGGCCAGCUCUUCCUCCUCCCUCUUCUUGAGAGAGACAAGAUGAAAUUGGGUUUGUUUUGGAAGCAUGCUCAUCUCUUCACACUGCUGCCCUAUGGAAGGUCCCUCUGCUCAAGCUUAAACAGUAGUGCACACUUUUCUGCUUGCGUGCCCCAGCCCACUGCCUCCAAGUCCGGCAGACCUUGAUGAAUCUGGAAGCAAGAUGACCUGAGCCAAAUGCACACCACUCUCUGAUGGCCUCCCAAACCAAUGUGCCUGUUGCCCUUCCUUUGGCGGGAAGAAUGAGCAUUAUACAGAACAAUAAGAAUCUACCAUGACUAGGUUGGGAGAGUCAGCAGCUAACAUAUGUGAGACAGGACUGAAUUAUUAAGCAUGGCAUUGUCUGAUGAUCCAGACUGCCCACGUCCUUUGUUUCCAGAGGCAAGGACCAAUAAUGCUCUCUCACACUAGCAUCUGUGCUGGUAGUGCAAGUCCCUUAACAUGCCCAGGAAAGGAGCCAAGGCCCAGGGGCCCACGCCUCCUCUCCAUCUCCUGCUAGAGCUCAGCGCUGCAUGUCCCUCCCAGAAAGCCCAGAAUGCCUGCAAAUUGCUGUAAUUUUAUACCAUGUUCUAAUCAAUAAACAGAACUAUUUCUUACA
Messenger RNA from Diceros bicornis minor, 1941 nucleotides. It is a transcript of the gene KCNIP1, whose product is annotated as potassium voltage-gated channel interacting protein 1. Gene Ontology annotation, cellular component: voltage-gated potassium channel complex. Gene Ontology annotation, molecular function: transmembrane transporter binding; calcium ion binding; potassium channel regulator activity. The record is from RefSeq and is a predicted model, not a curated record. Lineage: Eukaryota; Metazoa; Chordata; Mammalia; Perissodactyla; Rhinocerotidae. The coding region runs from base 475 to 1125 and encodes 216 amino acids. The transcript has 8 exons. Gene Ontology annotation, biological process: regulation of potassium ion transmembrane transport.